ACUCAUUCAAUCACUUUCCACAGUUUUCCAAUAUCUCAAACGUGGUUUUCCUGUGUCCUGAUGGACAAAUAUAUAGGUAAGUUAGACACCUGUCCACAUUACCAGUCAACGCUUUGAACAGCAUCCUUUGGGUAAUUUGUGCCAUCGUUAAAGAAAGUUAAGAGAAGAUGAAGCUGCUCGUUUGUUGUCUCCUAGCCAUCACCUGUGUUUUGGUGGAUGCAGACAAGGGUGAGAGAAUCCUGAAGCUGACUGAAGUAAUAAAGGAAUUAAAAGCGCUAAACAAAAGUGUGACGCACAACAGUGUGAUGUCGAACGCUCCUUCAAUGGAUACGGAAGAGUGCUGUUCCCAGUCUGCCUUGGAGUGCUUCCGGGCGAUGGUACCUCAUCUCAAGGCCAAAAAUAAGAUCCUUCAGCGUAAAGUUAUCAAAAACCUCAACAACCGAAUGAUUUUGGGAAGUCUGGACUCCUGCAGUCAGGAGGAGAGAGAGAAAACAGUCUGCCAAGGAUGUGAUUCAUAUCCAAAGGACAGCCAGAAAUGUGUACAACAGUUGGAAUCUCUGCUUCAAAAGGCCAUCAGUAGACUGGCGUGAGGAAAAGAUUGGGGGGGGGGAACGUGGGAAAAGACAUGGGAAUGUGUAGAAGACACUACUCUGUGAACACAUCAGAGGCAUGGCCAUUACCGUCACCUUACUAUUCUAUUUAUGUAAUAUUUAUUUAUGAAAUGGUGUUAUCCUACUCAAGCUAAAGAAUUGUAAUUUCUUUUUUUAUUACAAGACAGCCUUUUUGGUGCCCUAUAGUGCAAGAAGAUGUCCAUGCAGUUUAUCAUUUGAUUGUUCAUAUUUCUUUAUUUAUUCACAUGAACAUGUUUGUAUGUUUGUAUACUAUUCACAUUGUUAGUUGUGAAUAUGUCUCACCCAUUACUCCAUACUAUGCAUCUUAUUAAAUCAAAAAUAAGUAUCUCACAAUGAGAUUAAAUCGAUUGAAAAGGUGAAGAAAUUAUGAAAUUGGAGAAAAAGUAUUUGUUCAUCAUUUUUGAUGAUCCUAUACUGUUGUUUUUUGUAAUUUAAUGUAAGAAUAUUAAAUAACUGAUAUUGUA
Messenger RNA from Oncorhynchus kisutch (coho salmon), 1096 nucleotides. RefSeq names its product interleukin 21 (gene il21). Gene Ontology annotation, cellular component: extracellular region. Gene Ontology annotation, biological process: immune response. The transcript has 6 exons. The coding region runs from base 168 to 590 and encodes 140 amino acids. The record is from RefSeq and is a predicted model, not a curated record. Gene Ontology annotation, molecular function: cytokine receptor binding. Lineage: Eukaryota; Metazoa; Chordata; Actinopteri; Salmoniformes; Salmonidae.